AUGGCGGAUGGUCACUUGUUCAACAGUAUCUCUCUCGGAGGCCGCGGAGGCACUAACCCAGGGCAACUUAGAGUUCAUUCAGGGGGUAUAGUAUGGAAGAAACAAGGAGGUGGUAAGGCUGUGGAAGUUGAUAAAUCUGAUCUAGUUGGCCUUACUUGGAUGAAAGUCCCCAGAUCUAAUCAGCUUGGUGUGCGGACCAGGGAUGGUCUUUAUUACAAAUUCACUGGUUUCCGGGACCAGGACGUUUCCAGCCUGACUACAUUUUUCCAGACCAGUUGUGGGAUAGCACCAGAGGAGAAGCAGCUCUCUGUUAGUGGGAAAAACUGGGGAGAAGUAGAUUUAAAUGGAAACAUGCUUACGUUUCUUGUUGGUACUAAGCAAGCAUUUGAGAUAUCUUUGGCGGAUGUUGCACAAACACAACUUCAAGGAAAAAAUGAUGUCAUGUUGGAAUUCCAUGUAGAUGAUACAACAGGGGCCAAUGAGAAAGACUCUUUAAUGGAGAUAAGUUUUCAUGUUCCCAAUUCAAACACUCAAUUUCUUGGUGAUGAAAAUCGUCCUGCUGCUCAGGUCUUUCGAGAUAAGAUAGUGUCUAUGGCAGAUGUUGGAGCUGGAGGCGAGGAAGCUGUUGUCAAUUUUGAUGGAAUUGCUAUACUUACUCCUAGGGGUCGCUACAGUGUUGAACUUCAUCUUUCAUUUUUGCGUCUCCAAGGGCAAGCAAAUGACUUCAAAAUUCAGUUCAGCAGUGUUGUUCGUCUUUUUUGUUUGCCCAAGUCUAACCAACCGCAUACUUUCGUUGUUGUUACUCUUGACCCACCAAUUCGGAAGGGUCAGACGUUGUAUCCACAUAUUGUGAUGCAGUUUGAAACUGAUGCUGUGGUAGACACAAGCAUAUCAAUGAGUGAAGAUCUUUACAAUACCAAGUAUAAGGACAAGCUUGAUCUGACCUAUAAAGGGCUCAUUCAUGAGGUAUUUAUUUCAAUUCUACGUGGAUUAUCUGGUGCCAAAGUAACUAGACCAGGAAAGUUCCGCAGUAGUCAGGAUGGUUAUGCUGUGAAAUCAUCGUUGAAAGCUGAAGAUGGAGUCCUUUAUCCACUUGAAAAGAGCUUUUUCUUUCUACCCAAACCACCUACCCUUAUUCUUCAUGAGGAGAUUGACUAUGUGGAGUUUGAGAGGCAUGCUGCUGGAGGAUCAAAUAUGCAUUACUUCGAUCUUCUGAUCAGACUUAAGACUGAACAGGAGCACUUUUUCCGGAACAUUCAGAGAAAUGAGUAUCAUAAUCUUUUUGAUUUCAUCAAUUCAAAAGGUCUGAAGAUCAUGAAUUUGGGAGGUGUUCAGACUGCGGAUGGGGUUGCUGCUGUUUUACAGACUGAGGACGACGAUGCUGUUGACCCACAUCUUGAGCGGAUUAAGAAUGAAGCUGGUGGGGAUGAGAGUGAUGAGGAGGAUGAGGAUUUUGUUAUUGACAGAGAUGAUGGUGGAUCCCCUACUGAUGACUCUGGGGAAGGAGAAUCCGAUGCCAGUGAAAGUGGAAAUGAGGAAGAGGUACCUGCCAAAAAGAAACCCAAGAAAGAACCUUCUGCUCCCAAAGCAUCUUCAAGCAAGAAGAAAGCUAAAGAUGGGGACGAGGAUGGAUCAAAGAAGAAGAAACAGAAGAAGAAAAAGGAUCCAAAUGCUCCAAAACGGGCAAUCAGUGCUUUUAUGUUCUUUUCGCAGGCUGAAAGAGAGAAUGUGAAGAAGAGCAAUCCUGGAAUUUCAUUCACAGACGUGGGAAAAGUUCUUGGAGAGAGAUGGAAUAAGAUGACAGCUGAGGAGAAAGCGCCGCACGAAGCAAAAGCUCGGGCAGACAAGAAACGCUACACUGACCAGAUCAGUGACUACAAGAAUCCACAGACCAUAAAUGUAGAUUCAGAAGAUGGUUCUGACAGUGCUUAG
This is a messenger RNA of Fraxinus pennsylvanica, 1932 nucleotides long. Lineage: Eukaryota; Viridiplantae; Streptophyta; Magnoliopsida; Lamiales; Oleaceae. The record is from the annotation of a GenBank genome assembly.